AUGGUCGAGAAAGUCUACAUAACCUACAACGAUAUCCACAAGCUCUGCCAGGAAUCGGCACCCCGGAUACUGGAUGAGUUCAAGCCAAACCUCAUGAUCGCUAUUGGCGGCGGUGGAUAUGUACCCGCUCGUAUCCUAAGAUCCUUCCUCAAGCGCCCCGGCAGCACCAAUAUCCCCAUCCAAGCCAUAGGCCUCUCCCUCUACGAGUCCCUCGGCGGCGACGUGGUCGAAGAACCCGGCACCAAAGUCACGCGCACUCAAUGGCUCGACCUCAGCAGCCUCGAGAUGGCGAACUUGAUCGGCAAGAACGUGCUUAUUGUCGACGAAGUUGAUGAUACCCGUACUACGUUGGACUACUGUGUCAGAGAGCUACAGAAGGAUGUCGAGGAGGCGACGAAGCGGCUGGGGAGGGAGGCCGAAAGGACGGUGUUUAGCAUAUUUGUGUUGCAUAACAAGGACAAGCAGAAGAAGGGCAAGCUGCCAAAGGAGGUGGAGGAGAAAUACUAUCUCGCGGCGAGGACGACGGGGGAUGUGUGGAUAUGUUAUCCCUGGGAAGCGACGUAA
This is a messenger RNA of Coniosporium apollinis CBS 100218, 564 nucleotides long. RefSeq lists its product as uncharacterized. The record is from RefSeq and is a predicted model, not a curated record. Gene Ontology annotation, molecular function: hypoxanthine phosphoribosyltransferase activity. Gene Ontology annotation, biological process: hypoxanthine metabolic process; IMP salvage; GMP salvage. Gene Ontology annotation, cellular component: cytoplasm. NCBI's taxonomy places the organism in Eukaryota, Fungi, Ascomycota, Dothideomycetes. The transcript is spliced from 4 exons. The coding region runs from base 1 to 564 and encodes 187 amino acids.